Messenger RNA from Loxodonta africana (African savanna elephant), 3820 nucleotides. It is a transcript of the gene KCNA7, whose product is annotated as potassium voltage-gated channel subfamily A member 7. The transcript is spliced from 2 exons. Gene Ontology annotation, molecular function: protein binding; delayed rectifier potassium channel activity. Lineage: Eukaryota; Metazoa; Chordata; Mammalia; Proboscidea; Elephantidae. Gene Ontology annotation, cellular component: voltage-gated potassium channel complex; membrane. The record is from RefSeq and is a predicted model, not a curated record. Bases 16 to 1386 code for a protein of 456 amino acids. Gene Ontology annotation, biological process: potassium ion transmembrane transport; protein homooligomerization.
GGGGCUGUGCCCGCCAUGGAGCCGCGGUGCCCGCCGCCGUGCGGCUGCUGCGAGCGGGUAGUGCUCAACGUGGCCGGGCUGCGCUUCGAGACGCGGGCGCGCACGCUGGACCGCUUCCCGGACACGCUUCUCGGGGACCCAGCGCGCCGCAGCCGCUUCUACGACGGCGCGCGCCGCGAGUACUUCUUCGACCGGCACCGGCCCAGCUUCGACGCCGUGCUCUACUAUUACCAGUCUGGCGGGCGGCUGCGGCGUCCGGCGCACGUGCCGCUCGACGUCUUCCUGGAGGAGGUGGCCUUCUACGGGCUGGGCGCAGCGGCGCUAGCGCGCCUCCGGGAGGACGAGGGCUGCGCCGCGCCGCCCGAGCGCCCUCUGCCCCGCCGUGCCUUCGCACGCCAGCUAUGGCUGCUCUUCGAAUUCCCCGAGAGCUCGCAGGCCGCACGUGUGCUGGCUGUCGUCUCCGUGCUGGUCAUCCUCGUCUCCAUCGUUGUCUUCUGCCUCGAGACGCUGCCCGACUUCCGCGACGACCGCGACAGCCCGGGGCUUGCUGCAGUGGCCGCCGCUGGCCCGUUUCCUGCUCGGCUGAAUGGUUCCAACCUGGUGCCUGGACCCCUGCCCCGCAUGCCCUUCGAUGACCCGUUCUUUGUGGUGGAGACACUGUGCAUCUGUUGGUUCUCCUUCGAGCUGCUGGUGCGUCUGAUGACAUGCCCGAGCAAGGCAGCCUUCUUCAAGAACGUGAUGAACCUCAUCGAUUUUGUGGCUAUCGUACCCUACUUUGUAGCACUGGGCACGGAGCUGGCCCGGCAGCGGGGGGUGGGCCAGCCGGCCAUGUCACUGGCCAUCCUGCGAGUCAUCCGACUGGUGCGUGUUUUCCGCAUCUUCAAGCUUUCCCGGCACUCGAAGGGACUGCAGAUUUUGGGCCAGACGUUGCGGGCCUCCAUGCGUGAGCUGGGCCUCCUCAUCUUCUUCCUCUUCAUUGGUGUGGUCCUCUUCUCCAGCGCAGUCUACUUUGCUGAGGUCGACCGAGCGGACACCCAUUUCACCAGCAUCCCUGAGUCCUUCUGGUGGGCAGUGGUCACCAUGACCACAGUUGGCUAUGGAGACAUGGUGCCCGUCACUGUGGGUGGCAAGAUUGUGGGGUCUCUGUGCGCCAUCGCUGGCGUGCUGACCAUUUCCCUGCCUGUUCCAGUCAUUGUCUCCAACUUCAGCUACUUUUACCACCGGGAGACAGAGGGCGAAGAGGAAGGGAUGUUCAGCCAUGUGGACACACAGCCCUGUGGCAUACUGGAGGGCAAAGCCAAUGGGGGGUUAAUGGAUGGAGAGGUGCCUGAGCUACCACCUCCACUCUGGUCCCCCCCUGGGAAACACCUGGUCACUGAAGUGUGAGGGACAGUUGAGGCCUCUGGAACCUCACACCUCCUUGGAGGGAGGGAGGGAAGGGAAGAGGGAAAGACCAGGGGGAGGGGGUUGGGUUUAGGAAGAAGUAGGUUAGGUGGUAUUGAGUGGGGGAACACAGAUUCUUGUUGGGUCUUGGAGUUGUGUGGUAACAAACUUGAGAGCAAUGGGUUUGGUUUUGGGUUUGGUGAGGACCUCCUUAGGUGGCAAUGAAUGGCAAUGGGUUGUGUCCAGUUGAAUUGUUGCAUCUCUGUGUAGGUGACUCCAUUGGUUUGUAUUGCAUUGGGUUAUGCAAGGCUUGUGGGGCUCUUUGGGGUAGAGUUGAGAUAGGUUUGGUCAUAUGGUUGUAUGAAUUUCCUAGGUCCAUGUUGGGUUGUGUUGGAUUGUGAGUCUGAGUCUUGUCAAACUGUAUUGUGCAGAUUCUGUGGUUUUGAGUCCCCUAGGCUACUAACCAAAAGGUCAGCAGUUCAAAUUCUCCAGCUGCUCCUUGGAAACCCUAUGAGGCAGUUCUGCUCUGUCCUAUAGGGUCACUAUGAGUCAGAAUCGACUCAACAGCAAUAGGUCUUGUCUCUGGUCAGGGCCAUGUUGGGUUAAGUUAGGUGGUCACCCAUGGCACUGUUGCGAUUGAUCACAUGGUUACACAUUGCAUUGUUGAGUUGGAUUGACACACGUUGGCAAUUGCUCAGCUUUAUGAUUCUUCUAGGGCCGUGUUAUUUUAGGUUCUGCGAAGUCAUGUAGAAAUAGGAAAAGUCAAGUGAUACAGUGUGAGCUUUCUAGGUCACCCUGGACUAAGGUGGAUUGGAAGAUAUACCUGUGUGAGUCUUUUAGGGUUCUGUUAGAUUGAGUAGUGUAGAGUUAUGUGUAUGGAAGUCUUUCAGGGCCACAACUGAGUUGAGCUAUAUUGAGUGGUAUAAUCAUGUGAGUCUCGUAGGGCCAGUUCAGUAGGGUCAUAUGAUUGACUUGAAUUACAUUGAGUGUGUCAUUGUAUGAGUCCUGUAGGAAUGUUGGAUUGAGCUUUACUGUAUGUAUGUAUGAGUUCUGUAGGGCCAUGUUGAGUUGUUUAGGAUUUAGCUGUAGCACCAGGACCCAAGGAUAACAACAUAGGGGAGGAAUUAUGGAUGGGGGAGUAAGCAUGGCGUUGUGGGCCCUGAGAAGAUAUGCCAACUGGCUUAGCCAGCGUAACUCCAUAAGGGAGCAAGGUUGGAUUCUGUAUUUGUGGAUUCAGCUAUUCAUCCGGAGAGGCGCUGGGUGAACCAGGGAAAUGUGGACACUCCUUCCAUUCACACAACCUGCUUUGUUUUGCCAUUCAAAACCCUUCUCUAUCUGUCCUUCUCUGCAUUUUUGCUCUCAGAUAAGGAGAUUAGGGCCACGGGAAGAGGGAGAGGAGAGAAUACUGUUUGUACCCUGUUUAGACAUGAUGGGGGCACAGACACCAAAAGCAGGAUACAGGGACCCACAGAGGUAUUGAAUUAGAGAGAGAAGAAGGGACAGAAAUUCAGAGAGGAGGAACAGAGACCAAAGAGAGAGGGACAGAGACCUAGAGUAAGAGGAGGGAGAGAGACCCUGAGAAAGGGGAAUAAAGACCCAGAGAGAGAGGGGGACAGAGACCUAGAAAGAGACGGGAACAGAGACCUGGAGAGAGAGGAGGACAGACAGUCAGAGAGAAAGGGGAACAGGGACCCAGAGAGACAGGGACAGACACCCAGACAGAGAGAAGAGGACAGAGACCCAGAAAAAAGGGGAUAGAAAUUCAAAGAGAGAGGCGGACAGAGACCAAGUUUGGAGGAUAGAGACCCAGAGGGGGGUGUGAGACCCAGAGGGGGGUGUCAUGCACCAGAGAAUGACAGACACCCAGAGAUGGAGACAGAUCAUAGAGGCCCCAGAGAAAGAGAACCAAAAGAGGAAAAGGCAGAAAAAGUCAAUACCCCUAAACCCAAGAGAAAGACACAGAUUCUCGAUUUUACAAAACUAUAAAGAGAUCCUACACCAGGGUCUGUCGCCCAAUCUCCCCACAGCUCAGGAAAGCUGUCAGCCACACUGGGUAUCUCAUCUGCUUUCCAGGGGAGAGACCCAAGUGUCAGAGAAAGGGAGAGGCUUUCCAAGGUCGCAGAGCAAGUCGCCAGGGCCGGAACUUGUGGCAGGCUGCCUGACUCCACAUGCCCCCAUCCGCCUGGGACACCCAUGGCCUCUCAAGUUCAGUAGCCUCAUUUCUGGCAGAUAAAGAAAUUGAGGCACAGAGGGAGGGGUGUUACCUAAGGUGGCAAAGCCAAAUUUUUUCAGAGCAAAAAGGGCAUUUGGAGGACAAUGAUAAUAAUGGUGAUGUCGAUGGUUAUAAUCACUAACACAUACAGGGCUUCCUACGUACCAGGCAUCAAUCGAAGGACUUGUAUUAAUUUAUUAAACUCAUCCAGUGGUUUACAGAGUA